Molecule: messenger RNA, 4239 nt
Organism: Dunckerocampus dactyliophorus (ringed pipefish)
Lineage: Eukaryota; Metazoa; Chordata; Actinopteri; Syngnathiformes; Syngnathidae
Product: beta-1,3-galactosyl-O-glycosyl-glycoprotein beta-1,6-N-acetylglucosaminyltransferase-like
Exons: 6
Coding region: 541-1827 (428 amino acids)
Cellular component (GO): membrane
Molecular function (GO): beta-1,3-galactosyl-O-glycosyl-glycoprotein beta-1,6-N-acetylglucosaminyltransferase activity
Source: RefSeq, a predicted model, not a curated record
CUCAACAAUGUGUUGUUGAGUUUUGCAUUGUAAGUUAGCACAAGAGUAACACACUUCACUACACAAUUGAAGUAAUGUUGGUUGAACUGUAUACACACAGGUUGCUUGACAACCUUAUCUGCUCGCUCCAGCGUGCAGAUAAGUUAUUUCCUCGUUUUGAGGCUGAAACUUGAGAUUGAAAACUCAGAAACUGAGGUCCGUCUCAGCUCUCUUUCCCUCUACACGGAAAGAAAGAGUAUGUUCGUUUCAACUGGGGGCCUGGAGAGAUUUACACCACAAUACUUUUCUUCACAGUCAGCUGCCACAACAUCUAAAUUAAAAGAAAUUGACGUGAAAAAGACACCCGAUGCACUUCUUAAAUAAAAGAAGAGCUGUCCACACUUUUGGCAGCAUUUGAAUGACUGCCAACUUCCUCAAUGGUAACCAAGGUGACCAAGCUGCCAUAAGGAAGUUCCCACAAAUCUCUCUUGUGCCAUCUAUUGUCCCGUCAAGAUAUCUUGGUGUAUCUGAGCAUCUUGUCAGCUUGCUGGCACUCCAGGAAUGACACCAAAAAUAUUCUGUCAUUUGAGGCGGAAGCUGGUCAUCCUUGUGGCAUCACUGUGGCUGCUUUUCUUACUCUGCAGCCAACUCUGGAAUAUCAGCUCCACCACCAAGUAUGACUGGUUGGACUACACGGACGACAAUGAUGUCGCUAACCCGGAGAAGGUUUGCAACUUCACAGCCAUCCUGCAGGGAGAGCAGGAUGAGCUGGACCGAGCCAAGAUACUCACCAUGACUAAAGACUUCCGCAAGAAGGUCCACAUCCCUGAUGAGUUUUACAUCAACGCUACGAAAGACUGCAAGAAGUUCAGGUCAAGCAGGAAAUAUUUACCAUUCCCGUUAAGCCAGGAAGAGGAGGACUUCCCCCUGGCUUACUCCAUGGUGGUCCAUCACAAGGUGCAGAAUUUUGAGCGUCUGCUGCGAGCCAUCUACACGCCUCAAAACAUCUACUGCGUCCACGUGGACAACAAAGCCCCAGCGUCUGUCCGAUCAGCCAUCAGGUCUAUUGUCUCCUGCUUCCCAAACGUCUUCCUGGCGAGCCGCUUAGAGACCGUGGUCUAUGCCAGUUGGUCCCGUGUCCAGGCCGACCUCAACUGCAUGGCCGACCUUUUGAAGGCCAGCGUCACAUGGAAGUACUUCAUCAACCUGUGUGGACAGGACUUUCCUCUCAAGACCAACUUGGAGAUGGUGCGGGCCCUCCGCUCUCUGGACGGAGCCAACAGCUUGGGGUCCGAGAAGAUGCCCAAGAAUAAGAUGUGGAGGUGGAAGAGCGUUCACCACAUAGUUGAUGGACAUAUCAAGAGAGUGGGAAAGCCAAAGGAGCCACCACCCUUCAACCUCCCAAUUUUUUCUGGAAACACCUAUAUUCUGGUCACCCGAGCUUACGUUGGUAGCGUCCUGGAGGACAAACGCAUCCAGGCACUCAUGGACUGGGCCAAGGACACGUACUCGCCUGAUGAGUUCCUGUGGGCGACCAUUCAAAGGAUGCCCGGCAUCCCCGGCUCCACGUGGCUCCACCCCAAAUAUGACCUCAGCGACAUGAACGCCUUAGCGCGGCUCUGCAAGUGGGAGUGGCACGAGGGCGUACGGGCCUCUCUGGACGCCGUGUACCCCAAGUGUCAUGGCACCCAUGUGAGAAACAUAUGUAUUUAUGGGGCCGGAGACCUGCAGUGGAUGCUGAAGCAGCAUCACCUCUUUGCCAACAAGUUUGACAUCGACUUUGACGCUGUGGUUGUUUACUGUUUGGAAAAAUACCUGAGGCAAAAAGCUCUGGCUGCCUUAGAGUAGAUCGAAGUGGACUUUUUCUUUCUCCGAAUAGGGCUGUCCCGAUACAACUAUUUUGCUUCCAAUACCUUAGUGUUGGAGAUGAAAUUCUCCACAACCUACUAAAGGUCAAAGGACCACUUUGAAAAAUUAAUUAAGCCAAUUUGACCUCCCCUUACGUGUUUGUUCAUCUCCAAUUAGGAGAAGGAAAGAAGACUCGCACACCAAAUUAGAUUUACAAAACGUAUUGAAAAAUAAGUCAGACAGAAUAAUUUUACAGCUACGGAGCUCCGAACCCCGUUUCAUGCACCAGUUCCCUGCGCCUCCAGCUGAAUGAGAAAGAGUGUUCCGAUACCUGUACGGGACUUCUGACUAACAAUUUUAGUCUGUUUUGCCUAGCACCUAGAACGCUUACUGGGAUCAGGUGGUUUCUUCACUGACAUUGAGAUGAAUCCGCCGUAUUUAACAAAUCCCCCUUUGUAGUCAGACUUCCCCACAGCAGCCAUUCUCGAGUGUACGGACAUGCCUAACUAAUCUAGCUUUGCCAUUUUACUAUUUUCGUUUACUUCUAAUUUAUGCUAACAAGGGUGCAAUAUGUAUUUACAAAAUAAGACGUGACAAGUCAACCUCGCACCACUCUGUCCAACUCCCACGGUCUUUCCCCCACAAAGGCCUGUUGUUUGGUGCCACUGACGCAGCUUGUCUGCUCACGCAGAGUUUGAAAAACAUGUUAGCACAUCAGGACAGUGUUUCAGAAGACAAUCUCUGUGAUUUUUUAUACAAAGCCUUUUUUUUCAUGGUCAACACUAUAAACAUACAUGUCACCCAUAUGUGUAUGAUAGCACAUUUGUCACUUGCCAGUUUGCAUGCUUACAUUUCUAUGAGAUAAGGGAAGCAGAGUACAGUAUCUCCUGAUUCAAAACAUGGGCAUGUGACACUCCUGCUGUUAUCUAAUUGUGGUACCAAAAAGUGAAAUAUCAAGUGGUUGAAAACAAUAUAAUGAGUGGAUUAAUGAUAAAUUAAAGCAAUCACCUUCCAGAUUUUACUCUUUACAAUAACGAAUGUCCAAAAAAUAAACAGUAAAAUAUUCAUUGUUUGAAAAGGGUAAAAACAGAGGAAUCUUAUUGAUGCAUUUAUAAGAUUAUGAUCCCUAGAAAUGUAUUUUCUUUCAUGCUUUCAAUAUCCACUCCGUUUAUUUGUAUUUGAUCGUACGUAUCCUUUCUGCUAUUUCCACAUAGCAUUAUUUUGUUUUACUUUGUUAAAAUGUUGUGAUUAAUUGUAUCAAAGGAUUUUGUGAGAUCCAUGAAUACUGCAACUGCACACCUUCUGUGGUCUAUAGCAUUAGUAAUUUCCUCCGUGAUUUUGAUCAGUGCCAUAGAAGUUCAAAUGUUAGCUCUGUAUCCGUAUUGACUACCUGCUAGCAAUUUGUUAUUAAAAUAACAAAAUAGUUUCUCGAUAAUUUUAGAAAAUUUAGGUAAUGAGGAAAGUGGACGGUAAUUUGUAAAUUGAUGUUUAUCUCCAUUUUUGGAACCACGUUAGCUAUUUUCAUUUUGUUCAAAAAUGUUCCAGUCUGAAAUGAUAAGUUACUGAUAUAUGUUAACGGUUCUACAAUCUCAUUGAUAAGCCUUUUUAUUGUUUCCAUUUCGAUUCCAUUACAAUCAGUUGAUGUUUUUGCCUUCAAGUUGUUGACAAUGUCAGUGGUUUCCUUUUUAGUUUAGUUCACAGUGAGAAACAUGGAAUUGAGAUCCCUAUCUAUGGUAUCAUUCCAUUUGUCCAUUGGAGUUUUAGAAUUUAUUUCUCCAGUUUUGGUCCAAUAUUUACAAAAUAGUUGUUAAAAAUUUCAAGUACCUCAUUCAUAUCAUCCUUAUUAGUGUUUCCAACCAUGAAAUAGUGAGGGUAGUCUGCUUUCUUAGUGCUGUUCCUUAUAAUACUUUUUAAGAUGCACCAAGUUGCUCUCAUGUUAUUUUUAUUCUUAUCAAGUACAUGACUAUAGUAUUCCUUCCUGCACGCUCUCAAGAUAGUUGUCAACUUAUUUUUUAUAAGUCUUAUACUUUUUUCCUGCUUCUUUAGUUUGUUGAAUAAUAAAUGUUCUGUAUAAAGUAUUCUUCUUCUUACAGGCGCUUUUUAGUCCUUUUGUCAUCCAUGGCUGGUUUUUCUUUUGCUUCUUGGACUUUUCUUGCCAGAGACAGUUGUUAUCCUAGAGCUCCGUGUAAGUGUUUAGAAAGCCAUCAUAUGCUUCAUCCACAUCUUUUAACUGUAGACACUCUCCCAUCUUGUUCUUCUAGAUCUUUCCUGAAAGCGCUGAUGCUAUCUUCUGUGCGCAGUCUUUGAAAAGUCUUUUUAGCCACUAUCUGUCUUUUAUUAUAAUGUUCAUUGUAAAUUGUAAAGACUGGAAGAUGAUCACUGAUGUCACUGUUUAACAGGCCACUAGUUGUG